Molecule: messenger RNA, 1851 nt
Organism: Rotaria sordida
Lineage: Eukaryota; Metazoa; Rotifera; Eurotatoria; Philodinida; Philodinidae
Source: the annotation of a GenBank genome assembly
AUGAAACAUCAAGAAUCUGUAAAAUCAGUUGCAGCAAAUCGAUCUAAAACUCUUGAUGCAGUAUUUAAUAUGCCAACAUCUGAACUUAAUAAAUUAUGUGCUGCAGAAGGUACUAUGGUUUUUCAUUCUGUUAAACAUUCACAUAGUUACAUUUCACAAGCAUGUACAAUUAAUGUACUUAAAAAAUGUUUUUCUGAUUCUUCUAUAGCUCGUGAAAUAGCGUAUAAUGUACUCGCACCAUCACUUACACAUUCUAUUGUACUUGAAUUACGUGAUGUUGAUUUUUUUUCGAUUUACUACGAUACUUCGAAUAAAGGGAAUAUUAAAAUGCUUCCUAUUGUAGUUCAAUUUUUUUCUAAAUUUGGUGUUAAACAUGGUGUGAUCGACUUUAUUGAACAACAACAUGAAUCGGCUGAAGCAUUAUUUACAAAUAUAAAAUAUGUUUUGGAAGCAAAUGACUUGAGAUUGAAUCAACUUAUUUCGCUUGGAUCUGAUAACACCAAUGUAAACAUUGGUAAUAAUCAUAGUGUAUUUGCUUUAUUUCAAAAAUUAGUACCUCGUUUAAUUAAAGGAAAUUGCUACUCUCAUAUUCUUCAUAAUUCGGUAAAACAUGGAAAUAACUAUUUAUUGUUUGAUGUUGAAGCAGCAUUAUUGAAAAUAUAUGCUCAUUUUUCUAAAUCAUCAGUUCGUUCAAAAGAACUAGAAAAAUACUUCGAUUUUGUUGAACAAGAGCAGAAGGUCAUUCUUCAACAUAUUCGAUUAAGAUGGCUUAGUCUUUUAGCAUCUAUCGAGCGUCUUAUUCUUGUUUAUCCAGUCGUUAAAAAUUAUUAUUUAAAUUUAGAAGAUAAUGAAUGUCCAAGUUUAUUAUUAGUUUUUUUCACGUCAAAUAAAAGUGAAUGUUCGUUAUAUUUUUUGACGAAUGUUUUACCUGAAGUACAAGCUGCUAAUUUAUCAUUACAACGCGAAUACACAACUGGUGUUAAUUUACAUACUAUUAUUUCAACUUUACUUCGUAAACUAAAUAAUCGAUUAAAAGAUGAUUUUUUUGGGUCUAAAGUUGAUCAAUUAUUGAAAAAUAUUCAAUAUUCAAUUGAAGUUGAUGAUUUAAAAAAAUCAUUUAGAUUAUUUAUUCGUUCAUUGAUUGAUUAUAUUGAAAAAUAUUAUAAUAAUUCUGCAUCAUUUUAUCAAUCAAUUUCUAUUUUCAGUGAACUUAAUAUAGAAAAACUCGAAUGGAAAGAUAUUCAAUAUUGUUCUACUUUUACUGAUGAUGAAAUGAUUGAUCAAGUUGGCUUAUAUAAUGAUUUUAAUCAUAUAAAAUCUAAAUAUAUUGAAUUAAAGGAAAAGUUUGAUGGUAUUCACAACCAAGUACAAUCAUUUAUCUCAUCAAAUUUAGGUAUACCAAAACGAGUUGAAGCACCACUUAAUAUUGAAGAAAGUAUAUGUAAUGAAUGUGAUGGUAAAAAUAGUUCUGAUUCUGAUGAUGAUGAAUCUCAUAGUAAAUGUCAUAAAGAUAAACAAGGAAAUCAAUUAAUGAGAAGUGAUCGCUUAUGGGCUUACCUACUGGAUGGUGAAACUGUACCUAAUUUGAAAAAACUUGUUCAAUUUGUUUUUGCCAUUCCUGCUUCAAAUGCGUUUUGUGAAUCAGUUUUUAGCCACAUGAAGUAUUUAUGGAAUGACAAUCGACGUAGAAUGAAACACGAUUUAGUUGGAGCUGAAUUGAAGAUCAAAAUGAAUAGUCAUCAUACAUGUACACAAUUUUAUGAUUAUCUAUUAAAUAAACCAGAUCUUUUGAAACAGAUUCGAUCUUCUGAAAAGUAUAGUCAUAUUGCAAAAGUACCACGACUUGUUUAA